AUCAUGUUCUGGACCUUGUUCGGGUUGCUAUCUCACGCCAAGCUCGCGGAUUCGGGUUUCGAACUCACCAUCAUGGAAGUGGUUGGCGCGAGCCCUCUCUUCUGGUGCCUCCUCAUUGCGACCUUUUCCAUAGUGCUGCCCUGGCUUCGCCUGCGCAAAGUGCCCGUGCGUUCGGAGCCACUUUCCGAUCACGCCGUCCAGCUUCAUUUCACCGGAGAAGGCCUGCCGCUGUGCGCGGCGGUUCGACUUUCAACCCGUCCUAUGCUCGAAUGGCACGCUUUUGCCACCAUUCCGUUCGACGACGGUGGAGGAUAUUCCGUCAUUGUGUCCAACGCUGGAGAUUGGACGGCUCAACUGCUCGAGUCGUCACCGACACAAAUUUGGGUUCGAGGCAUCCCGACCAUCGGAGUGCUUCAUAUGGCCUCAAUAUUCAAUAAAGUGGUUCUGGUUGCUACCGGGUCUGGGAUCGGCCCCCUGUUAUCGCUGACAAACCAUCGGCACCCUGCUUGUCGAAUUAUAUGGUCAACACCAGAUCCCAUUGCUACAUAUUCCACUUCUAUUGUGACCAAAGUUCGAGAAGCCGACCCGGAUGCGAUGAUCAUCAACACAACGGAGUCUGGCCGGCCUGACCUUGUCAGGCACAUUCAUCGUCUCUAUUCCACGUCAGGUUCAGAAGCCAUCUUUCUCGUCUCCAACCCACAGACGACGAGAAAGGUAGUGUAUGAGUUGGAAUCACGGGGUUUGCCCAUUUUCGCUCCUAUUUUCGACUCGUAG
Exophiala oligosperma is the source of this 774-nucleotide messenger RNA. RefSeq lists its product as uncharacterized. Lineage: Eukaryota; Fungi; Ascomycota; Eurotiomycetes; Chaetothyriales; Herpotrichiellaceae. The record is from RefSeq and is a predicted model, not a curated record. The transcript has a single exon. The coding region runs from base 4 to 774 and encodes 256 amino acids.